Molecule: messenger RNA, 1527 nt
Organism: Pectinophora gossypiella (pink bollworm)
Lineage: Eukaryota; Metazoa; Arthropoda; Insecta; Lepidoptera; Gelechiidae
Product: lanC-like protein 2
Exons: 8
Coding region: 191-1414 (407 amino acids)
Biological process (GO): peptide modification; carbohydrate metabolic process
Cellular component (GO): plasma membrane
Source: RefSeq, a predicted model, not a curated record
AAAAAAAAAAACAAAAAAUAAAUAAUCUUUUUGUUGUUUUGAUAUUGAAGAUAAUUGAAGUUUCUUUCUUUAAAAUUUUAUAGUGAUAAUUGUAAAUUAAUUUAGCCUGCCUGGUUGACGAGUAUACAAAGUACUCUUAACUUUAAAAAAUUUGUAUAGUUGUAAAAAAAAUACUUAUCUUUGUCCAAAUAUGGCUCCAAAAGGAUCCUUUGAAAACCAAUAUGAAGAUUUUUCUUGUGAUGAUUCUGUAAAUAAUGUUCUCAAUAAAUCUAGAAAUGGGAUAUCUGAGAAGUUCCAAACCCAACUUGAAACUUUCAAGAAAACCAAAUUACGUGUUUUAUUCACUAAAAUGGAGAGUGACAUUUUUUAUGAUGGAUCUGUUUAUACUGGUUCUGCUGGAUUAGCAUUGUAUUAUUUAAUGUCUCCUGAGAAAAAAGAAGAUCCUUCUGAAAAUUUGCUGAAUGCCUUAUCUUAUUUGAAUCUGGAUCAAUUAAAAGGUCGUCGCAUUAGUUUCCUAUGUGGUGAUGCAGGCCCACUGGCUAUAGCUGCUGUUAUUUCACACAAACUGGGCCCCAAAUGUCCAUCAACAUUGGCCGACACUAAAAUUUUAAUACAAAAACUCAUGAGUUUGAUUUCGCUGAUGAAUGAUUCACCAGACGAGUUGCUGUAUGGAAAAGUGGGAUAUCUUUAUGCUUUAUUAUUUGUAACUAAAUACAUUGAUGAAAAAAAUAUCAUUCCUGCAAGCCAUAUUGAGAAGGUAAUAAAUUCAAUCCUGAAGUCUGGCAAACAAUUUUCUAUAACAAUGAAAUCUGAAAGUCCACUUCUAUGGCAGUGGCAUGACAAGAUUUACUUUGGAGCAGCUCAUGGCAUGUCGGGUAUUUUGUAUUCACUGCUACAGGCGCGUAGUUACAUACAUUUUAAUGAAUUGCGUAAUUACAUCAAGCCAUCCAUCGAUUGGUUGUUAAAACAUCGGUACCCAAGUGGCAACUUCCCUUCUUCACUAGGCAGUGCUUCUGGGGACAGGCUGGUACAAUGGUGUCACGGUGCACCUGGGUUUGUACCAUUGUGUAUUGCAGCUUAUCAGACGUUUAAAGAAGAGCAAUAUUUGAAAUACGCUCUUGAUUGCGGCGAUGUUAUUUGGGAGCGGGGACUUUGUGCCAAGGGUUACAGCAUCUGUCAUGGUGUUAGUGGAAACGCUUAUGCCUUUCUUCAGUUGUAUCAAGCUACCAAGAACCCAUUACAUUUGUAUCGCGCUUGUUGCUUCAUGGAAUGGUGCGCACUGGAGAGGCCGGGCACAGAGCUGCACCGCCCUGACAGGCCCGCCUCCUUGUUCGAGGGCGUUAUCGGCCGCCUCUACCUCGCCGAAGAAAUGGCUCGGCCCAUGGAAGCUAAAUUCCCCGCAAUGUGCUUAUAAACUCUUCAUUAUCAAACUUUAAUGUCUGUGUAAUGUGUCAGGUGUGUGUAACUAUUCGUAUUCUGUUAAUAAGUUUUAAAGAAAAAGACUGUUAAUUAUAAAAAUAUUUAAUA